Messenger RNA from Colletotrichum graminicola M1.001, 498 nucleotides. RefSeq lists its product as uncharacterized. The record is from RefSeq and is a predicted model, not a curated record. NCBI's taxonomy places the organism in Eukaryota, Fungi, Ascomycota, Sordariomycetes, Glomerellales, Glomerellaceae. The coding region runs from base 1 to 498 and encodes 165 amino acids. The transcript has a single exon.
AUGUGCUGCCGAAGACGCCGCGCCGCCCGCCAGGCUUGGCUCGAACAACGUGCUGCUGGGGGAGGCAAAUGCGGUCGGAGCCGCGGCUGGGGCACCGGCCCUGGUCCUGAUGGCCCUUCGUCUCGUCCCCCUUUCACGGGCGGCCGAAGGGCCUUCCGCCGAUGGCAAGACGCCCCUCGCGAGGAUGCUCAUCAGGAAUCCUUGCACUAUCAACAAGCCACCACUCCCCGCAACGACCCUACUACUAAGGAUAUCGAAAAGGCCACACCUGCCGUUGAGCCUAAGGCUAGUCGUGUACCCUUCACAUUUGGCCCACUUGGAUGGCGGAGGAACUCCAUGGGGACUGAUGCCGACAGGGCAUUGAAGAGGGAGUCCACGAUGUCUCUGCCGCCGCGGUAUAAGUUUGGCGUGCCCGAGGUACCUCAACGGUCCGAUGACGGGGCCGUAGCAAAGAGGGAGUCACUUCCACCCGACUACACUGCUAGCACGAAAUACUAG